AUGGCUUCAGCGUGCAUCGACAAGUGCGUGAAGGACACGCGAGACCCGCGGGUUCGGCCGGUUCGGGCCACCUACGUGAACUUAUACAAGUGGCCGGAAUCCGACGCCGAGUUCAUAAAGUCCGUCCGGCGCGUGAGCCAGGGCGUACAGCACCAGCCGCCGAGGGUGGUGGACAGUAUCUCCUGCAGGCAGAUGUAUCUCAGGAGCUACACUUUCUCCCGCAAGGAAACCGUCCCGGAGAAGACCCGCAGGUGCUUCGGCAGGGUCAAGGACAAGGUCGGCCGCCGGAAGGGGACCGAGGGCGGCGCCGGCGGCGGCCGACGAAAGGGCAGGAAGUGUUUGGUUCUGAGGAAAGUGAAGGAGGUGUCCUGCCGGACGUUUUACAGGAUCUUCCACAGGUUGUUGUCUUGUGCUGCUAGCGUAGAUGUUGUGGAUCACAAAGAUUGA
Molecule: messenger RNA, 447 nt
Organism: Linum tenue
Lineage: Eukaryota; Viridiplantae; Streptophyta; Magnoliopsida; Malpighiales; Linaceae
Source: the annotation of a GenBank genome assembly